UCCAACGAAAAGAUAUUUAGGCGUCGCGACAGGUGUUUUUUCCUAAUGUAGUAAAACAAAGCGGACAUUUUACUGUCAUUUCGAUGCUAAUUCAUAUAAUCAAUAAUGUUACUUUUAUUUACGCGAUUUUCCCAACUCUUAUAGAAGCCGAUGGUCUAAACCAGUUAAAUUAUAGCACCUAGUAAGAAUAAAUAUGACAAAAUAAAAGAAAAACGUGUGAUUUUGUAGUUCAAAUAUGAAAUAUUUGCACGAACAGGGUUUUGUAUUGGUUCAUUUUUAAUCUUUUGACUACAACUCCCAUGAGUCUGUGCGCUGUCGCCUGACUCCUUGGUCGUCUCACAUGACUGGAAUGUCAACAAAUGCAGAAAAGUGUUGAACUGGCACAAAAUCUCGGGGUAUAAAUUAAAAUCGCGGAGUUUUCAGGACAGAGACUUUCUUGCCACAGCACGCGGAGGACUUCCGGUCUUUAAGAGUUCAUUAUGUCAACCAUGGCGCCUGAAACAGACAGCAGAAAGCUGACCGGGCUCGUCGCUGCCACAUUCACUCCGUUCACCACAGAGGGUGAAAUCAACCUAUCAGUGAUUGGUCCAUAUGUCCAGUACCUGAUAGAGAAGCAAGGCGUAAAGUCCAUAUUUGUGAACGGCACCACCGGGGAGAGCAUGUCUCUGUCCGUGGCCGAGAGGAAGGCUCUGGCGGAGGAGUGGUGCCGGACGGCCCGGGGCAGAAUGGAUCAGGUCAUCGUGCACGUCGGCGCCAUGAGUCUGAGCGACUCGCAGGAUCUGGCGCGUCACGCCGCUCAGAUCGGAGCCGACGGAAUCGCCGUCAUCGCCCCCUUCUUUUUCAAGCCCCAAACUGCAGAAGCUUUGAGGAAAUUCCUGCAGGAAGUGGCUUCAGUGGCUCCAUCCGUGCCGUUCUACUAUUACCAGAUCCCGGCGAUCACCGGCAUCAACAUGCCUGUGGUGGACCUGGUGGACGGAAUCCAGCAGCUCAUUCCCUCCUUCAGGGGAAUAAAGUUCUCCGGGAGCGACCUGAUGGACCUGGGCCAGUGCGUCCGGCACAGCCCUCCGCAGUGGUCCGUCCUGUACGGCGUGGACGAGCAACUGUUGGCGGCGCUGGCCAUGGGGGCCCACGGAGCGGUGGGCAGCACGUUCAACUACAUCGGGAGUCACAUGAACAAGCUUCUGUCAGCAUUUGAGGGGGGGGACCUCAUCCAGGCCAGAGCCAUCCAGUUCCAGAUGCAGGAGCUGCUGAGUUUUGCUAUGAGACUCGGCUUUGACGUCGGCGUGAACAAGCAGCUGAUGGCGGAGGUGUCCGGCUUGCAUCUGGGGCCCCCCCGCCUCCCGCUGCUGCAGUGUCCUCUGGAGCGCUCGCAGCAGAUUCUCCAGAAGUACCGCAGCGUGUUCCCCUAAACCCGAAGCCGACCUGCGUCUCAUCAACGGCGGCGGAGUCGUUUCACGCUGGAGGACUGAGAAACAGGCGGUGGUCCCACCUCCAAGACGUCCACUCGGGAGUUUCAGGCACAUUUUUAGAAACAGUUACAAUUUUUACAAAACUUGAAAUGCUCCUUCAGUUAAGGGAAGAACAGUUUUUUAUGGAAAUUUUUAAUGUUUUUACCUUUAAAUGUUUCUAUUUCAUCCAUAAAAAGUAUGUUUGUUUGUAAUGGUGCUAAUUCAGACGUUGCUGCUCAUCUGCUCCUCCUUUGUGUUUUAUAAACCUUUUUAUGUGAACACGUGUGUGUUGAAAAUUUCACCUAAGAUCUUUAUAGAUCAUCAGCAUUGAUCGGACUUCACCUUUAAAUCACUCUUUUUACACUUUUUGAGCCACUUUAACCAACUCUGUGUUUAAUUUGACAUUUUUGGAAACUUGUGGUGAUUGUAAGACUUUAACGCCAGUGAGACUCAGAGAAAAGCUGAACGACUAAAUAACAGGCAUCACAAAGAAAAGAUUUCUUCGCUUGUUUGUGUUUUAGUUUUCUCUUUAUUCUGAAAGGCAGUAAAAGGGAAAAUAAUUUCGUAUUAAAGAUUGUAUUUUAGAAAAUGUUUCGUUACUUUGUGUCACUAAAAGUCUAAUAAAUCUAUGAUGUUUUCUCUCAUAAA
Oryzias melastigma (Indian medaka) is the source of this 2096-nucleotide messenger RNA. It is a transcript of the gene npl, whose product is annotated as N-acetylneuraminate pyruvate lyase (dihydrodipicolinate synthase). The coding region runs from base 480 to 1409 and encodes 309 amino acids. Gene Ontology annotation, biological process: N-acetylneuraminate catabolic process. The record is from RefSeq and is a predicted model, not a curated record. The transcript has 12 exons. Gene Ontology annotation, molecular function: 4-hydroxy-tetrahydrodipicolinate synthase activity; N-acetylneuraminate lyase activity. NCBI's taxonomy places the organism in Eukaryota, Metazoa, Chordata, Actinopteri, Beloniformes, Adrianichthyidae.